Molecule: messenger RNA, 915 nt
Organism: Zingiber officinale
Lineage: Eukaryota; Viridiplantae; Streptophyta; Magnoliopsida; Zingiberales; Zingiberaceae
Product: WRKY DNA-binding transcription factor 70-like
Exons: 3
Coding region: 1-777 (258 amino acids)
Biological process (GO): regulation of DNA-templated transcription
Molecular function (GO): DNA-binding transcription factor activity; sequence-specific DNA binding
Source: RefSeq, a predicted model, not a curated record
AUGAGUUGCGAUGAGCAUUGGAUGGUGGUGGAAGAGCUCAACCGAGCUCAAGAGCUCACGAGCCAGCUCCAAGCUGUUCUGCUGCCGUUGCUUCUGCCUGGAAGCCGAAGGUCGGAGUUGGCAAGGGAUCACUUGAGGGAGAUGAUCAGGUGCUCCACCUCCGCCCUCUCUGCGUUGCAGGCUUGCGGUUCGCCUGCUUCGGGGUUCGAUAUGAUCGCCGCCGACGGCCAACGCAUGAGUCCGGAGCAUGAGAAAGUGAGGAAGGACCGGGAGGGUGGUAGGAGCUGGCCUCCUAAAGAUGCCAAGAGAAGGAGGAACGAGGAUUCUUGGUCGAUAAUUACAACAACCCCUCAUGAAGAUGGGCAUAAAUGGAGGAAGUGUGGUGAGAGGCAGAUCCGUGGCUCCAAACGUCCAAGGAGCUACUACAGAUGUGUUUAUGGCAAGGAGCAAGGUUGCGGUGCAAAGAAGACGAUACAAGAAGAAGAUAUCGAAUAUAAUCCGCCAAAAUAUCGCGUAGUUUAUGCAAUUGUGCAUGCUUGUGCUAGCACUUCGCCCCCCUUGCUCAACAACAAUUUGGUGCCUCUACUUGAUACCUCCUUCGACUUAAACAAUGUCGAAUUCUCAGCAAAGCAAAAGGUAGUGUAUCCUUUGCCGUACGAGGGCGGCAAGAAUGAGAUGGUGUUAGAAUUACCAAUAUCGACAGAGUUGGAUGCAAUUUUUGAAGCAAUGAUGGAUACCUACUUUGGAAGAGAUGAAGUAAAUAAUCUAAUUAGCUAGGUCCAAUUCAUUAUAUUUUUUAAUUGCUCAAAUUGAGUAGUACAAGUAAUUAUAAUUACUCUUGUGUCAUCUUAAGCCAAAAGAUGCUAAGUGUGAUCGAUGCUUCUAGCUUUUGCCCUAUGUAUGCUUCCAAAUUAU